Messenger RNA from Nannochloropsis gaditana CCMP526, 443 nucleotides. RefSeq lists its product as uncharacterized. Gene Ontology annotation, biological process: regulation of cyclin-dependent protein serine/threonine kinase activity. Gene Ontology annotation, molecular function: protein kinase binding. The coding region runs from base 69 to 443 and encodes 124 amino acids. The record is from RefSeq and is a predicted model, not a curated record. The transcript is spliced from 5 exons. Gene Ontology annotation, cellular component: plasma membrane.
CGGAGGACGUGGGGGAGUUUUUGACCCGGAUAUAUCAGCUGUGUAAGUGGACACCGGAGUGCAACAUCAUGGCCCUCAUCCUCGUCAUGCGGCUCUUCCAGUACAAUCCUGACAUGACCCUCCACGCGGGGAACUGGCGGCGGGUCCUCUUGAUCGCUUUCAUGAUUGCCCAAAAAACGUGGGACGACCGAGCGCUGCGCAACAAGGACUUCCCACAAAUCUGGACGGCGGUCACGGGCUGGGACGAGAGGGAGAGUCCCAUCAUCCUGGAGGAGAUCAAUGAGAUGGAACGGGCCUUUCUCCGCAAACUCGACCAUCAGAUGUUCAUCGCUCCUUCCACUUACGCCUCCACUUACUUCGAGCUCUGUUCCUUGAUGCCUUCGGACGCCGAAAUUCGGCGACAGCUGCACCGGAUGAUCGAGUUGGCAGGUGCCACUUCCUAA